Molecule: messenger RNA, 2142 nt
Organism: Emiliania huxleyi CCMP1516
Lineage: Eukaryota; Haptophyta; Isochrysidales; Noelaerhabdaceae
Exons: 5
Coding region: 1-2142 (713 amino acids)
Source: RefSeq, a predicted model, not a curated record
AUGUUGCUCUGGGAGAUCUCUAUCCAAGGCAGCACUCCGGCACUUGCUCCGCCCGUGCAGCGGCGCUUGCUGCUCUUCGACCUCGUCUCGCUCUUCGUCUACUCGAGCCUCGUCUCGUGUGCCGCCUCUUGGGCGGCGUGGCGUGGCGGGCGGCUGUCUCUGCCGCCGCCUCAAGUGAGCCUCGUCUCGCUCUUCGUCUACUCGAGCCUCGCCUCGUCUGCCGCCUCGUGGGCGGCGUGGCGGGCGGGCGGCUGUCUGUGCCGCCGCCUGCCUCGCCUCGUAUGCCGCUUGUGGGGAGCGUGGCGUGGCGGGCGGCUGUCUCUGCCGCUGCCUCGUGUGAGCCUCGUCGCGCUCUUCGUCUACUCGAGCCUCGUCUCGUGUGCCGCCUCGUGGGCGGCAUGGCGUGGCGGGCGGCUGUCUCUGCCGCCGCCUCGAGUGAGCCUCGUCUCGCUCUUCGUCUGCUCGAGCCUCGUCUCGUGUGCCGCCUCGUGGGCGGCGUGGCGUGGCGGGCGGCUGUCUCUGCCGCCGCCUUGUGUGAGCCUCGUCUCGCUCUUCGUCUACCCGAGCCUCGUCUCGUGUGCCGCCUCGUGGGCGGCGUGGCGUGGCGGGCGGCUGUCUCUGCUGCCGCCUCGAGUGAGCCUCGUCUCGCUCUUCGUCUACUCGAGCCUCGUCUCGUGUGCCGCCUCGUUGGCGGCGUGGCGUGGCGGGCGGCUGUCUCUGCCGCCGCCUCGAGUGAGCCUCGUCUCGCUCUUCGUCCACUCGAGCCUCGUCUCGUGUGCCGCCUCGUGGGCGGCGUGGCGUGGCGGGCGGCUGUCUCUGCCGCCGCCUCGUGUGAGCCUCGUCUCGCUCUUCGUCUACUCGAGCCUCGUCUCCCUCGUCUCGCUCUUCGUCUACUCGAGCCUCGUCUCGUGUGCCGCCUCGUGGGCGGCGUGGCGUGGCGGGCGGCUGUCUCUGCCGCCGCCUCGAGUGAGCCUCGUCUCGCUCUUCGUCUACUCGAGCCUCGUCUCGUGUGCCGCCUCGUGGGCGGCGUGGCGUGGCGGGCGGCUGUCUCUGCCGCCGCCUCGAGUGAGCCUCGUCUCGCUCUUCGUCUACUCGAGCCUCGCCUCGUGUGCCGCCUCGUGGGCGGCGUGGCGUGGCGGGCGGCUGUCUCUGCCGCCUCGAGUGAGCCUCGUCUCGCUCUUCGUCUACUCGAGCCUCGUCUCGUGUGCCGCCUCGUGGGCGGCGUGGCGUGGCGGGCGGCUGUCUCUGCCGCCGCCUCGUGUGAGCCUCGUCUCGCUCUUCGUCUUCUCGAGCCUCGCCUCGUGUGCCGCCUCGUGGGCGGCGUGGCGUGGCGGGCGGCUGUCUCUGCCGCCGCCUCGUGUGAGCCUCGUCUCGCUCUUCGUCUACUCGAGCCUCGCCUCGUGUGCCGCCUCUUGGGCGGCGUGGCGUGGCGGGCGGCUGUCUCUGCUGCCGCCUCGAGUGAGCCUCGUCUCGCUCUUCGUCUUCUCGAGCCUCGCCUCGUGUGCCGCCUCGUGGGCGGCGUGGCGUGGCGGGCGGCUGUCUCUGCCGCCUCGAGUGAGCCUCGUCUCGCUCUUCGUCUACUCGAGCCUCGUCUCGUGUGCCGCCUCGUGGGCGGCGUGGCGUGGCGGGCGGCUGUCUCUGCCGCCGCCUCGUGUGAGCCUCGUCUCGCUCUUCGUCUCCUCGAGCCUCGCCUCGUGUGCCGCCUCGUGGGGCGGCGUGGCGUGGCGGGCGGCUGUCUCUGCCGCCUCGAUGAGCCUCGUCUCGCUCUUCGUCUACUCGAGCCUCGCCUCGUGUGCCGCCUCGUGGGCGGCGUGGCGUGGCGGGCGGCUGUCUCUGCCGCCUCGAGUGAGCCUCGUCUCGCUCUUCGUCUACUCGAGCCUCGUCUCGUGUGCCGCCUCGUGGGCGGCGUGGCGUGGCGGGCGGCUGUCUCUGCCGCCGCCUCGUGUGAGCCUCGUCUCGCUCUUCGUCUCCUCGAGCCUCGUCUCGUGUGCCUCCUCGUGGGGCGGCGUGGCGGGCGGCUGUCUGUCUCUGCCGCCGCCUCGAGUGAGCCUCGUCUCGCUCUUCGUCUACUCGAGCCUCGCCUCGUGUGCCGCCUCGUGGGGCGGCGUGGCGGGCGGCUGUCUCUGCCGCCGCCUCGAGUGA